AUGAUCCAUUCGCUGCUGCUGCUGCUACUGCCCUCGUGCGCCUUGGCGGCGGCGUUGGCAGCGCCGCCGGAGCAAAUUCACCUCGCACUGACGGAAAGCGCUGGAUCCAUGCGCACAUUGCACUCGGCGGUCCUCGACGGGCUGCGGGACGGCUUCGAGUACGAGUACGUCGUCGCGUCCGCGAGGAACGAGUCGUCGCCGACGCUCGCGUUCCGGUACCGCGAAGGCGCGACGGAGCUCUCGCUGCUCGCCUACGGCGACAUGGGCGUCAUCAAUAGCGCGGGCACCAUCAAGGUCGCCGACGCGCUCGCGUCGUCCGGCCGCUACGACCUCUUCCUGAACGUCGGCGACACGAGCUACGCGAACGACGUCGGCGAACGCGGCAACAACUCCUGGGUCUUCGACGAGCACUUUCGCAACAUCCAGGGCCACGUGUCGACCAUGCCGUUCAUGACGGUGCCGGGCAACCACGAGGCGCAGUACGACUACGCGCCCUACAUAAAUCGCCUGCCGAUGCCGCGGAUGGCUCGCGCGUCGAAGCAGCUCGCGCCGUUCUACUACGCGUUCGACUACGGUCCGGCCCACUUCAUCGCCUACUCGUCCGAGGAGGGCCACUCGUUGAAGAAGGACAGCGAGCAGUGGAGGUUCAUCGCAGCGGACCUGGAGGCGGCGAACAAGAACCGGGCCGCGCGGCCGUGGAUCGUCGCGUUCACGCACCACCCGAUGUACUGCAGCGACCUCAUCACGGAAUCGACGCGCUGCCGGAAGGAGGCGUUCGCGUACCGCCGGGACCUCGAGGAUCUCUUCCACGAGCACAAGCUCGAUCUGCACAUCAGCGGCCAUAACCAUCAGUACGAACGGUCCGUCGGCGUCUACGGGUGCGACGAAAAGGGCACGAAGAAGUGCGAGCUCUCCGCGGAGACGCACAACCACGAGCUACCUAUAUAUAUUGUCAACGGCGCCGGCGGCGACACGGAAGGGAUCGAUCCAACGUGGGUACCCGAAUUCCUCGCCCCUUUCCGCGCGUUCCACGCCUCCGGCCUCCGCACGGGCCUCGCGACGGUCGAUCUCAACCUGACGCACCUCGUCUGGCGCUUCCAGUACACGGGCCGCGGCGCGUGGCCCCACUCGCGCUACGUGAUCCUGCGCGGCUGUCUCGGCGACGUCGCCCCGCUUCGCGCGACGAUCACAGACAUGCUCAAGAGCGCGGGCAUCGACCUGAGCGAUGCGACGACGUACCACACGGGCGAGAAAUGGCACCUGUGGGAUUCGUCGAAGGCGAACAGCAACUCCGAGGGCGCGCACGCGCGGCUCCCGCGGGCGAUCGACCUGCCGGGCCUCGACCGCUUGCGCCGGCACCUCGACGCGCUGCACGGCUGCGCCGACUGGAAGUUCAUCGACGACGGCCACUGCAUGCUCGGCAAGUGGGCGACGGACACGGUGCACGUCCGCUACCCGCGACCCGAAAAGAAGCCCUGGCGACCGCCGGCGCUCGGUUACCACAUCGACGGUGCUCACUUCGACCCGCACUACUACGACAGCCCGGAGCAGAGCGCCAUCGUACUGCCCGUGGUGAGCGACGUCGCGCGCGGCGGCGGGUCGACCGUCGUCGUCCCGGGAAGCCACAGGCGCGUGCGGGACCGCCUCGCGAAUUCCGGCGGGCUGAGCUACGUGGGCCUCUUCGCGCUCGCCCACUGGAUCGGCCUCCGCGCCAAGCUCGCCGGCGCCUGCCUCGAGACGGCGCCCUGCGACGCCGGCGACGUGCUCGUCAUGCACCCGCUCCUCGUGCACUCGGCGAGCGCGAACGCGACGGCCGCGCCGCGCCUCGCCUUCAACAUGGGCGUCCGCUGCGCGUCGCUCUUCGCCGUGCACUGGACCCACGUGCCCAAGGCCGGCGGCACGGCCAUGGCGUCGCUGGCGCGGCGCGUCGCCUGCAAGAAGAACCCGGCCCUCGCGACGUGGGUGCCGCCCGGCGGGGCGGACCCGGUCCAUCUGAACCCGUGCUGCGUGCCGCGGCUCUGCGUCAGCGAGAUCUCCUGCUACGCGUCGUCGAGCACGUGCCCGUUCGUCACGGGCAUCGGCCGCCACACGUCGUCCAUGGCGAACCUCGUGGACAUGCCCUGCUGCGCGCGCGAGUGGUUCGCGAAGACGCGGACGUCCUUCUUCCGCAGCGCGCUGCGGCCGCCCAUGUCCGACGAGGAGAUGCGGCGGCGGAGCUACGCGCGGGUCCACGGCAAGUGGGCGCAGGUCGACCGGUACGGCAACGCGACGGCCGCGAGCGGCAACGCCGGCGCCCUGAGCCGCAUGCGGUCCUACGACGUCUGGCCGCUGGAGUCGCGCGUGGCCUUCUUCGCGCGCGUCGCCGUGCCGCUCGACAUGAUCGAGAAGCGGAUCCGCGACGUCGGCGUCCGCGGCGACGACAGGGAGGCCCAGCGGCGGCUGAUCAUGCUCGCGCGCCGCGAGAGCGUCGAGAAGGACAUGACGGAGAAGUCGCCGGAGCACACGGGGUUCUGCCACCGCGCGUCGCACGCGAUCUGGGCCGGCGCCGUCGCGGAGCAGGUCCACGACUGGGCGGACGCGCCCGACGGCAUGGACCUCGCCACGGCGGCGCGCGAGCGGCCCUGCUGCGGCCUCCGGCAGCCCGGCGACAGCAGCAUGACCCUGCUGCGGAACCCGUUCACGCGCGCGGCGAGCGCGUACUUCUACCGGGGCCACUCGCCGAACAACGACCUCUACGGCCUGCGGCCGGGGCUCUGGGGCACGUCGUCGGAGCGCUUCGAGGGCCGGGGCACGAAGAGGUUCAAGCACUACUCCUUCCGCGAGUUCGCCGAGGCCGAGGAGUACCGCGACAUCGCCACGAAGAUGUUCGGCGACCCGACGGGCUGCGACAAGGCGCGCCGGUGCCGCGGCCGGUCGAACUGCGUCGUCCUCACGGCCUGCCACGGCUACCGCAACGCGUCGUCCUACCUCGGCCCGGCCCACGUCGACGCGGCCUUCCGAGCGCUCCGGCGCCACGCGUUCUUCGGCCUCCUCGAGGCCUACAACAGCUCCGUGCGCCUCGCGCUCCGCGAGUUCGACGUCGCGCCGGCGUCCAAGGACCGCGACUUCAUGGCCUCGCGGAGCAGCGGCUCCCUGAAGCAGCAGUGCUCCGGGGCCAAGGCGCUCCGCGUCAACGCGACGGUCUGCCGCGGCUACUUCGACCUCAACCGCAACGACUUCGCGCUCUACGAGCGCGUCCACCGCGAGUUCUGCGGCCGCCUCGACGCCAACGACCUCAUGGGCCAUCCGAACGUCCGGGAGGAGCUGGGCAGGGCGCGCCUCUGCGGCGACGUCGACUUCUCGGACGUCGAGGACGUCUGCGGGCCCCUCGAGGCGCCGGACGUCGUCGCGAAGCUCGACGCGCUCCGGGACAAGUGCGGCCGCCUCAAGGUCGAGCGCGCCUGGACCUGGGGGUUCUAA
Messenger RNA from Aureococcus anophagefferens, 3459 nucleotides. RefSeq lists its product as hypothetical. The record is from RefSeq and is a predicted model, not a curated record. The transcript is spliced from 4 exons. Gene Ontology annotation, molecular function: hydrolase activity. The coding region runs from base 1 to 3459 and encodes 1152 amino acids. NCBI's taxonomy places the organism in Eukaryota, Pelagophyceae, Pelagomonadales, Pelagomonadaceae.